Messenger RNA from Pungitius pungitius (ninespine stickleback), 3964 nucleotides. RefSeq names its product tripartite motif containing 13 (gene trim13). The record is from RefSeq and is a predicted model, not a curated record. Bases 563 to 1750 code for a protein of 395 amino acids. Gene Ontology annotation, biological process: positive regulation of canonical NF-kappaB signal transduction; protein ubiquitination; positive regulation of macroautophagy. The transcript has 2 exons. Lineage: Eukaryota; Metazoa; Chordata; Actinopteri; Perciformes; Gasterosteidae. Gene Ontology annotation, cellular component: cytoplasm. Gene Ontology annotation, molecular function: ubiquitin protein ligase activity; zinc ion binding.
UGUGUGGAAUAGUUCGUAUUCUUCUGUCUCUUUUGGUGCCAGGAUAUUGUGUUUGGGUGCGCCAAUUACUUUGAUGCAGCUGAGAUCUUUCACUUUUCUUUUCUUUCUUUUUUUUUACCAUGUUAAAUGUUUAUAGCUGCAUUUAUCGACAAGCAGAACCUACCCACACACAUGACUGAAGAAGUUCGUGUCGAAACGCGUGAUGCCAAACUAAACCCCAGUUGACAGUUUUUCACGCUGUAAUGUUUUGCAUAGCAACAGCCCCUCCCCCCUCAGACUGCCAGGGAUCCUCUUCAAAUUACCAAACAGGGACACGAACGCAAACAACCCCAAAUGACGAUAAUUAAGCACCAAAAAUAAACAACAUCCCUAAUUUUGGUUUCCGAGGAAAAUACAGAAUUCUCUCGGUUCAAACGUUUGCGCAAAUCUAGACGAAUCCGCGUGUUUUUAUUUUCUCUGUGCCACCGAAGCGGUUAACGCGAGACCCGAAAAGGAGCGAAGUCUGCACAGCAACAAGCGCCAUUAUUACGUUGCAUGGUGCGUCUCAGCAGCUGGGGUAACCAUGGAGCAGCUGGAAGAGGAACUUACGUGCCCAAUCUGCUGCGGUCUCUUCGACGACCCGCGGGUUUUGCUGUGUUCGCACAGCUUUUGCAAGAAAUGCCUGGAGGGCUUGUUGGAAGGCAGCCGUGGUCCGGCUUUCAGAACACCCUUCAGAUGCCCCACUUGCCGCAAAGAGACGCCUCACAACGGCGCUAACAGCCUGCAGAUUAACUAUUCUCUGCGGGGAAUAGUGGAAAAAUACAGCAAGAUAAGAGUGAUGCCUAAAAUGUCUGAAUGUAAACAACACUGCGGCCAGCCACUGAACAUAUUUUGCGCCACGGACUUAAAUCUCAUUUGUGGGUUUUGCGCAACGACAGAUGACCACCGAGGACACGCAUACUGCUCCUUGGAGGAGGCGUACGAGCAAGAGAGGGAGGCGUUUGAAGUGCUGCUUCACGGGGUGAAGAGCUGGCAGAGCGCAGACGUCCUGUCCUGCCUGGAGACACUGCAGGCCAGUAAGAAAAAGGCGCUUAUGUCGGUGAGCAAGGACGCAGAAAAGGUGUCAGAGUAUUUCGACAAACUCAUCAGUACCAUUGAGAGCAAAAAGAACGAAAUACUCUCCGAUUUUGAAACUCUGAAGCUGAUGGUGUUACAAGAAUACGACCCGGAGAUCACCAAGCUGAGCGCAGCGAUCGAGGACCACGGGCGUGCGCUCGGCAUCGCGGAUUCUUUCGCUGGCGUCUCCGACCCCCUGUGCUUUCUGCAGCAGAUGCAGGAGUUUCGGGCAAAGCUGAAGGUUCUGAAGGAGACUCCACGGCCCUCUCGGAAAGACUCACAAGUCGGUCCCCUUGUGCGCAAUUUCGAUGUCAAAAGGUGGGAUUCACUGCGGCUCGGCGACGUGGACAAGAUCUCAGUGCCGCACGAGAACGGCUCCUACCGAACGGGGGGCUCCCGGGUGGCGGUGCCUCGGUGGAUCGCCCUAAACACAGUUCUCUUACUGUCGACUCUGCUCCUGCUGCAGCCGCACAAACUCGCAGCCUACGUGCCCUCGCAGAUUGAACCAUUGCUUACUGCUGUUUCCUCGCACGUGACCCACACCGGCGUGUACCUGCGGGAGUUGACUGGCAUGUACACAAGUAUGAUAGGUGCAGGUCAGGAAUGUAUCGGGAGCUUAAUCAAAUCUGCUGUCAGUUUUUUCUUUACUGACUAAUGUCUGCCAUGCACCCCCAGCUGCAAAAGUGCCCAUGAGGGGCAUCCAAUUAGGGACAGAUAUGCACCUGAGUAAUGUUUGUGCCUUCUUUUUUUGACCAAGCGUCAACUUCCAACGAAGCCAUAUAAUCUAACCUUAGUACGGAAAAGUUGUAGCAUCUGUUUAUAUCAGAUAGAAAUCAUCGAUCAAUUUCUUUUUUUAAGUACACGACUACAGUGAUCUUGAUCAAAUAAAACCGAGAAUUAAGUCACAUCCGUGAGUGCUAUUAUUACGUUUUUUUAACAAGAUGCAACAUACAAAAUCAAAUAUUUAGACACACAAUCUAGGCUCUUUAAUUAAGCAAGUGUGUGAAAUACUAAACGACACGUACAGAGUGAUCCCUGACUUCUCCCCUGCAGAACGCGUCCGCGCAACAGGGAUGCUGCAACCUCCUCAAGGUUACAAAGGUUGCAUAACAGGCCCCGUGUGAAAUAUUCACCAGGCUGCAGUGAGGGAGGAAAUCAAACGAACACGAUCCUAUGCUUGUCAUGUUUUCAUGAAACCCGAUCUGCUGACUGCUCAUUUUCCCCUUAUCGUUAAUAACAAAACUGAGGCAAGGGUGUACGAUAGUGACGUGCGCUUGGCAUUCAGUCGAUUUCCACACCAGAGCUAUUUGGGGAGGUAAAUGUGACUCAUUCGUUGCAUGACUUGUCAAUUCUAUAAAGGCAAGACAUCUGCAGCCUGUUGGGUAAAAUACACAGACCUAUUUUUUUGCUAUGCAUUUGAGUUAAAUGACUUGCAAGCCGCAAAUUAAAAUAAAUGUGGGCGAAAUGGAGUUGUUAAACUUUUUAAACACAGGAUAGCUCAGUGAGAUUUUUUUGGCAUGUCCCCCAAAAGGAUCUUUAUAAAAAUAGGUCAGGGAAAACGACAAAUAGUGAAUUGUGCAUUGAUCUCAUUAUGUUUAUCUAUUAAUGUAUUCAUCCUCCGGAGUAGGGAGCAUUUAAAACAAAUCCUAAAUCAGACCACAAAGUGAAUCCGUGAUGUCAGCACUGACCAUAAUUCAGGAUGUACGUCAUGGCACGCAUACACACACAUAUAUAUAUAUAUAGACCUCUGUUGCCAGGCAAAUAUAGGGUGAAAAUAAAUAUACUCUACAUUAAUAUUUUAAUUUUCACUGCACGCAAAAACCUUAAAAAGGUCAACUCACACCAAAUAAAAAAAUAAUAUUGUGAAUAACAUUCAUAAAUAAUACCCUUCGGAUAAAAGUAAUGAGGGGAGAGACAGAUUGCGCUGUCGGACACUGAGGUUUAAUAAAAAGUAAUGAAAAGCUUCAAGUCCCCAUGCAUGCAAUGAACUACUUCAAUAAAUGUCCAGAUAUUGAAUGUAGCCGUCGCCGCGUUUACGUGUAUCACCGGAUAAUGUCCCGCACUCUUACACCAUUUCACGUGGAUUAAAGAAGAUCGUGGUGUUACUGUGAUACAAUUUCUUCAUUUUUCUUUCCUUUUGCUGUAUCAAUUUUACAAUUUUGUUUUCUGGCAAAAUUGUUUGCAGCCAAAGUACAAGAGCAAAGAGGGAUGCGUUAUUUUAAAAGGAUAACUUAAAAUUAGUUAAAAUCUAUACGGCCAAUAAAAAAGGUAAAUGUUUACAACAAAGAGUCUCGAAAGUAAAACAAAAAGUAAAGCAUAAUUGAUGUGGGACAAACUGGAAUUUCAUUCCGUGCAUCGGUAUCGAGACAGCGUCAACACUUUGAUGUGCCGUUUCUCUAAAUACUCAACAUUGUCACACAUCGCUUUAAGUAACCGCACGUAUUAAGGGAAAUACCCUAAUAUAAAAUGUAUAUCAUUUAUAUUAAAGUUGCUAAUAAAUUACGCGGAACGUGGUUAAUAUUUACAAACACAGAAAAUGAUCCACUUUGCAGCAUUGUAUAGAAAUGAUAUAUAUUAUAAAGGCUAAUCUUUUUACAUAAUUAUAAACAUAUAUGUUUAAUAUUUUUCCAUUUUAGACAAAAAUACACGCAAAAAAGGACUUUCAUUUAUGAUUUUAUAUGAGUUUAACGUUAAUUAUAUUUGCGAGAACAAAUUCAAAAUCAUCAAGACAGGCCUGCAAGGCCAAAUGUACCCAUAAAUGCCGCAAUAUGCGUUUAUGGAUAGUGGCCGCACACAGUCCUGAUAUUUUGACGAUGGCAUCAGAAAAUCUACAAAAAGAUGAAUGUCAUUAAUAAACGCAUUCAAGGUA